Hyalella azteca is the source of this 1804-nucleotide messenger RNA. Its product is annotated as carboxypeptidase N subunit 2-like. The record is from RefSeq and is a predicted model, not a curated record. Bases 1 to 1581 code for a protein of 526 amino acids. Gene Ontology annotation, cellular component: plasma membrane. Lineage: Eukaryota; Metazoa; Arthropoda; Malacostraca; Amphipoda; Hyalellidae. The transcript is spliced from 12 exons. Gene Ontology annotation, molecular function: protein binding.
AUGCACUUCAUUUUACCCGGAUUGGUUUUUUUUCUUCUGACGGUUGUUCUGUUCGAGGCUCUGCCAAAGUCCAAUGCUUCUUCGUCGGCUGAAUUAUGCGGCUUGUCGGGCUGCCAUGCGGUCGACAUUGCAAAGAAAUACACCGAGCAAACUAUGCACAAGAUGCUCAAGAUGAUCAAACCUGAGGCGCUCGAAGAAGUCUUUCAGAAUAUGGAAAGAAUGGAAGGUCUCAUCACUAAAGUAGACGACUUGGCGCGCGAAGUCGAGAGUCUCUUCCAGCCUGUGUGGCCCGUGGGCACCGGAGUGACGCGGUGGUCGCGGUGCGCGGAGGGCCCGUGUUCUUGCACUGAAGACACGCGAGCCGUGAGCUGCUGGAGGCUGGAGGGCUUGGACCGUGUGCCGAGAAAACAACAUCUGCCGGUCGACGUCCAGACGCUAGACCUGAGCAUGAACAAGCUACGUUAUCUUCACAAGAAUUCUUUCAACCGAUUGACACACCUAGAGGAGAUAGACCUGAGCGAAAAUGACCUGCAGCAGCUGCCUCCUAGCAUUUUCUUUGAUCUGGAGAAUCUACAGCACGUGAAGCUACGAAAAAACAGCUUACGUCACUUGCCCCCAGACCUCUUCAUGGAUUCAAGAUCCCUGCAGACCAUCGACAUUUCAGUGAACGCCCUGGAGAGCCUGCCAGGCAGCACGUUCAUGGGCCUGCCUCACCUACACACGCUCAGCCUCUCCGACAACUCGCUCACGACGCUGCAGGCCGCCACCUUCUCGCAGCUGCGAAAGCUUGAGGAACUCGACUUGUCCGAGAACAAAAUCCAGGACCUGCCCAGGACCGUGUUCAGCUCGCUCAGUCAGCUGCGGCAGCUGCACCUGCACCACAACAACAUCGAGCACCUGGCACCUGAUGUGUUCUCGCCUCUGACGAGCCUGGAAAUGCUCAGGCUCGACCAUAACAAGUUGAAGGUGCUACCACCCAGUCUCCUGAGCCACCAAGCGUCCCUGGCGAUGUUAGAGCUCACAGGCAACAGCCUCGAGUCUGUGCAAGCAAGCGACUUCUUAGGGCUGCGCAACCUGAAGGAGCUUUAUCUCGGCCAGAACAACAUCGGGAAAAUACUCAACCGCACGUUUGCUGGUACCCCGAAGCUUGAGAAGUUAUAUUUAUUUUCUAAUAAAAUUGCCAAGGUGGAAAUUGCCGCUUUUUCCGGCAUGAACAACUUAACAUGGCUCCUGCUAAACAAUAACCUGCUCAGCGACCUGCCCAGGCGCAUCUUCGUCCGCUCGCCUAAUCUUCUCAGGCUUCAGAUUGACAGCAACAAGUUCAUGCGACUACCGCCAGGACUGCUGGAUGACUUAGAAAAAGUUGAGCAAGUGAAGUUAUCUCGUAAUCCCUGGCACUGUGACUGCAACAUCCUUUAUCUCACCAAUUGGCUUCACGCUCAUGGAGACAAAAUCUGGGACCGUCAACCGAAGUGUCGGGGCCCUGGUGACCUCGGCGGCCGCCUCGUGUACGACAUGACCUUCAACUCUGUGUGUGAUGGCCAGUGGGCCUCCAUGACCAACAUUAAGGGCAGGGUUUAAUGUUACAGUGGGCCUCCAUGACCAACAUUAAGGGCAGGGUUUAAGGUUACAGUGAGCCUCCAUGACCAACAUUAAGGGAAGGGUUUAAGGUUACAGUGGGCCUCCAUGACCAACAUUAAGAGCAGGGUUUAAGGUUACAGUGGGCCUCCAUGACCAACAUUACCUUCCUUUGUUUAAAAACGCAUCCAAAUAGGGGAAUGGUUUGAAAACAAUUGUGACAAUU